Molecule: messenger RNA, 969 nt
Organism: Trichoderma citrinoviride
Lineage: Eukaryota; Fungi; Ascomycota; Sordariomycetes; Hypocreales; Hypocreaceae
Exons: 2
Coding region: 1-969 (322 amino acids)
Source: RefSeq, a predicted model, not a curated record
AUGGCGGUCCACACACUCACGAACGGCACCAAACGAGUGCCCUACAUGCCAAUGACUAUCGAGUUUAUCCCCUGUCCCGCUCCGGUUCUCCAGUCCGACUUUGAUAGCUGUCGGAUCCCAGGGGGCCUCGAGCUCUGGUCGAACGGGGGGUUCUAUUCGCCAGGGGAAUGCUUUACUGGGUACUAUGCUAGGUGCACCCAGACGGCCCCCGUCAGCAAUGGCUGGCCCAUACAGAGGGAGGAGACGGUUGUCAGAUGUAUUCCCGAGGGAUACGACUGUAACGACAGGACUAAAGAUCAGAGAUUUGCGGUGUCCGACUACGAUGGAACUAUUCUCUCCGCCCCGGCUUUUGAGAUUCGUUGGAGAAGCGCGGAUGUAUCGAAUGCGAUGAGGAGUACGGAAUUUAAUCCGCCAGGAGCUCCGACCCUUGGGCCGACACCAACAGCGGAUGUCUCAACUUCUUGGGUCAUAACCACAACUGAUGUACGGAUACUCACAACUGACUUGACUUCCUCUUCGCCAGCCUCCUCAAGGACCGCGGAGUUAUCAUCACCUAGCGCAUCAUAUCCACCACCACCAGGGCCGACUCUGCCUCUUAGUUCUGGAACGAUUGCCGGGGUCACAGUAGGAAGCUGCCUGGGGCUGUUGGCCGUUGCCGCGGCGAUUACUUUUCUGUUCUUACGCCGCCGAAGGAGAUACCAAGGCCCAAGACGGCUCACGGAAGAUGGGGGUACAUGGGGCCAGCAUGAUACUCAAAAAGAAGCAACUGAACUGCCUAUCUCUCAACGUCCAGCUGAGCUGGAAAACAAGUCAAUGGAGUUGAGGGAGCUGCCAGUAGAGCCACGACCAUUCAGCCAAGACCUUUCUCAGACGUGGAGAGCAGGCCAUAUCAGUGUUAACGCCAUACCCGUGGAAGUUGCAGCAGAUUCAGCCCCGAAUGCAACGCAAGAAGCAGAGCGAAAGAACUGA